Molecule: messenger RNA, 7328 nt
Organism: Dreissena polymorpha
Lineage: Eukaryota; Metazoa; Mollusca; Bivalvia; Myida; Dreissenidae
Product: complement C3-like
Exons: 37
Coding region: 1-4605 (1534 amino acids)
Cellular component (GO): extracellular region
Molecular function (GO): endopeptidase inhibitor activity; protein binding
Source: RefSeq, a predicted model, not a curated record
AUGGAUUUCUACUGUUUGGAUACGUAUGCCAUUGCUCCUAUUGAUGUACGCGAAUUUGUUCUCCCUACCUUCGGAGUAGAGAUUUCAACUGGACGAGAAUACAUAUUGCCGAACCAUACUAAAAUAGAUGUGACAGUAUCAGCCAAAUACGUCUACGGCAAGCCGGUUGAUGGAAGUGCAGGACUCGAGAUUAACAUCCGGAAGAAGGGAGAUGUGUCGGACCCGAAACGCGUUUUAACUAUCGGGAGAAAACCGCUAAAUGGUAGCGCAGACUUUGAGGUCCCUAUAGCGAAGCUUUUGCAAAGUUUUGGGGGACAGUUUCCCGCAGACGCCGUGUUAGAGUUGUCAUCAACUGUUUAUGAGUCGGCAACAGGAAAAGAAGAGUCGGGAGCCGAUGAUUCCGUCAUGUUUGUAAAUUGUCCCUUCAAGUUUGACUUGUCGCGUUCAAAGACUACUUACCGGGAAGGUUUCUAUUAUUACAUACAGAUUAAAAUGCUACAUGCCAACGGUCAACCGGCAGGUCGGAAAUUGUUCAAUCUUACGAUUGAUGGCGGCAGUCCAAAUCAACAUCUGACGAACGAGGAUGGUCAUUAUCUGGCUGCUCACAUCCAGCCUGAAAACCAGAACUUGAAGCGCAUGAAAAUAAAGGUAUAUGAUCCAGCUUUUGAAAACUGUGCACACGAGUUGGUCCUUGAGCAAUACACGGGGGAACGUCAGAUUGUCGUCGAGAAAGUAGAAAAAGAAGGUGCCUCGUUCAUUCAAGCCAACACGGACAUCAACAUCAAACAAGCGGACAAAUAUUCAGGCAUACUAAUACUGAUAACAGCUCGCGGUAAGAUUGUGCAGACAAAGUACUUUCCACCUUUCAAGACUCCCAGUUUUAAGUUGGAACAGGAUGUUAUGGACAAGGUCUCACCUGUUGGCCGAGUGUUUGCUUUUUAUGUGUACAACGCACAACUAGUAGCAGAUUCGUCAAUUUUUCAUGUAAAAGCAAAAUGUCGAGAACAGCUGGAGCUCAUACCGACGGAGGCCAUGGUGAGGCCAGGUCAAACGUCCAAACUUACUGUCAAAGGGCCAUCCGGAAUGUGGGUGGGAUUCAACGUCAUUGACAAGGCGUUGCUAUUAUUGAAGAACACAAACGUUCUUAGGGAAGAUAAGAUAUUCAAUGAAAUGGAAGCUCACGACCUCGGUUGUGGUGCUGGAGGUGGCAAGAACAGCGAAGAAAUAUUCAAAAACGCUGGUCUGACAAUUCUAACAAACGCUAAUGUGAACGCUGAACACAUUCAACGAGAGACGACUGAAUGUGCCGCUAAAAAACGCAAACGACGCGCUGUCCCUGACGAAAACGGUUGUUAUUUUGGUGCAAACCCAGUGUGCUGCGAACAGGGCGUCCAGUUUGCAUUUGAUGUUAUAUAUGACUACGAACUGGAAAAGAGCCAUUUCGACGAAGACGUUUCUGAACCCAUUCCAAACAUUGAAUGCUAUUCGAAAGCACGGAAACUGGCCGAAACGUAUAUAGACAAAUUGCCAUCUAAAUGCCCGAUGGCUUUUUACGAAGCGUGCGUUGUUACGAUGACGGCUGAACUAAGUAAAAACGUACAAGACGUUGCCACCGGCAGAUCGGUCUUAGGUGCCAAAGAUCAAUACAAACUGGACGUCGAAAUGAUGGCGGGAUUUGGCAUCUCCAUGAAAGUUCGUAAAAAAUUCACAGAAACGUCGUUCUUUUUUGACGAACAAAUGAUAAGUGAUAAGGGAAUUACCACCGACCUUACAUAUCGAGAUUCUAUUACAGAAUGGUCAAUUCAAGCUAUAGGUAUAUCCGAAACCACCGGUGCCUGCAUCGCAGUUCCCAAAGAAGUGAAAGUCUUUCAAGAUUUUUUUAUACAACUCGAUCUGCCAUACAAAGUCACACGAAAAGAAAAUUUCAACGUGAAAGUGACAGUAUUUAACUAUCUUGGUAAAGAACAAAAAGCUCGUGUGUACCUAAAAGGCGUCGGCAAUUUGUGCUAUGGCGUCGAUCCUGGCCAACCAUCACCACCGCAGUUAAUCACCUUGCCUUCGAACAGCGCAAAUACUCUGACGUUUCCCGUUAUUCCCCUGAAAGCGGGAACCUAUCCAAUACAGGUGUCAGCAUUUGUGACGAACGAGAAUGCACCGAUCGCAGACAUUGUGGAGAAACAACUUCUCGUUGUGAAUGAAGGUAUCCUAGUUAAAUUGAACUUCACUGUAUGUCUUGAUCCGAAUAACCAAAUGGAAAACUGCAUCCAAGCUCCAGAGGUGAAACGCAUAGAGCGGCUUAAUGUUGGUGACUCAUCGUCUGUGAAAAUGGAAGUCAAGCUACCUUUGCCACUUACAUCUUUGCCUGGAACUGCUUUUGCAAAUGCAUACAUUAAAAGUAAUUUGAUGGGCGAUGCGGUGACUUGUGUACUGGAGGGUGUUGACAAGAUGUUCAACGAUCCUCAAGGCUGCGGUGAACAAACCAUGAUAUACACAGCUCCAAUCGUCUACGGAAUGUACUUCCUGAAGCAAACAAAGACAAUGGAGUCUACCCAUGAGGAUUCUGGCAUUAAAUACAUGAGAAAUGGGAUAACACGCCAACAAUCCAUGUACCAGAAAGAUGACGGAUCGUAUGCAGCAUGGAAAGAUCGUCCAACAAGUUUGUGGUUAACAGCAUUUGUUGCUAAAGUAUUCUGCCAAGCAGAGCACGUUGUACGAGGAAUAGCGGGAAUGGAUAGCCUGGAGAAAACGUUGGCAUAUAUUUCUAAAAACAAUAAUGUUUCUGGCCAUUUCCGGGACGAAUCCCCGGUUAUACACAGGGAAAUGCAGGGUGAGUUGGGUAAAGGAGAUAGAAAAUCAGAUCCUUCGUUGACAGCUUUUGUUCUGACCUCCUUGCAAGAAUGCACACAACGAACACCGGAGGUGCAGAAUUCCAUCAACCGAGCGAUGGUUGCACUGGAGGGAUUGCCAGAUGAGAAUUUGCAGAACAAUCCAUAUCUUCUGGCAAUAUCGACAUAUGCUUUAGCUAUAUCAAAUAGCACACAGAAAACAAAACUAAAAGAGAAACUCAAAAAACUCAGUCGAAAUGAUAAUGGUCGCCUGUAUUGGUCAAAAAGCGAUGUUGCGGACUCCUAUGCAGUAGAGACGACGGCAUACGCCCUCCUUGCGUUCCUGAAAUUCGAUGACUUUAAGACAAGCCACAAGAUAGUCGCAUGGUUGACGUCACAGAGCGACGCAAUUGGAAAAUGGCGUUCAACGCAAGACACUGUGGUUGCUAUGCAAGCAAUGGCGGCAUACAGUGCGCGAACGUACAAUAAAGAGGUCGACCUCAAUGUUGUAAUUGAAAAGGGAAAUGAGAAACACAAGGUAACCGUGAACAGUGAAAACACCCUUCUUCAAAAACUAAUUCCAAAGCUUGCCGUAGACGGCAACACUAAGAUCGAUGUCACGGUCAGUGGAAGAGGGUCAGCUGUGUUGAAGAUUGACCUGUUUUACAACAGAAAAGCCCGGGAUGACGAAAUUUGCCCUUUUUAUAUAAGUCCAAUCGAUGUUCAGCUUGUAGAUAAUUCAACCAAUCAAAUACACAAGGAUAUCGUCAAUGUAAGGUGCGAUGUGUGUGGAUUUUGCAAAGAACCUGAUGAACCGGACUAUGAUUUCGAUCUGUCCCGUACUAAACGACAAGUAAACCCUUUUGCUGAACCAGUGCAGACAUGUAUUCAGUUCUCAGUCAAGUCAAAUUCGUCCGCUAAUAACGCAGGGAUGUCAAUAGUGAAAGUGAACUUGGAGACGGGCAUCAACGUAGUGCAAUCGGACUUGGAUAAGAUGCAGAACGAAGGUGUGUUUCCCCGCUACGAGAUGCCAAAGGAUGGCAAAGGAUUCGUCAUCAUUUAUCUGGACAAUAUUACGACUACUGAGACAAAACUUAUAUUCAGGCUGGAGGACCACUUUUCAGGCGACGAUUCAAGCCGCCAGCCGGCGACUGUACAGGUGUAUGAUUACUACAAGCCAGAACGCUCGUGUAUAAAGCAGUACGGCAUUGGCGCAAACCAUGGACAGGGAAUAAAAUACGAUUGUGACCCCAAGAGCGACCAGUGUCAAUGCAUGCAAAGUCAGUGUUCGAAGCCAGUGAAUCAGGAGCUCGUUGAUAUGGCCCUAAAAAUAGCAAAGGAGAAAGAUGCUAAGAAACGAAGUACUCUUCAAACACCAUCCAAGGCUCUGAUGGAUUACGCGUGCAACUUUGAGAAAGCUAACUUUGUGGUUAAAGUCAAAGUUACACGAGUAAACUACAACUCGGAAAGGGACGUAAAGUUCGCAACAGCUAAAAUAGAGGAAGCGCAACUGCAAGGUGGUAAAACCAUGACAAACAAUGAUGAAAUGGAAUUUGAAUGGCAUACGACAUGUUCACAACCGGACCUUCUAGUGGGUAAAUCCUACUACAUCAUGGCAAAGGACGGAACAAAUUUGACAGACGCCAAUGGAAAUACCAGAUUGAAGUAUGACCUGACAGGAACGGCACUCGUGAUCGACCCAGACUUCAAACCAAUUCUUCGUACCGUUAUGAGCAAUUUCGUUAACGAACUGAGGAAGAAUAAUGGGUGCAACAACUAGCGAGGAAGCUGUUGUUUCCAGGGUGACUCGCAACUGGUUAUUUGUGCAAAACAAAACUUAUUGUUGCACGACCUGAUAGGACUAAAUUUGUUAAGCAUACGGACAUCAUGUUUAAAAGUGUGUGUUUGCGUGUUUUUUAGUUUAUAAAGCUUAUGACUCUGUGGUAUUCAGAAGAUCGGCAUACUAUAACACAUUUAGUAGAACAUUUGAAAAAAUAUACGUAAUUUGUCAGCAUAUUUAAAGUCAUCGUUUGUACUUUACUUCAUCAACCAAUUACUACAGUGUUAUAUUGAAUAUCAACUUGUAUGGAGUUUACAUGGUCGAUAUCUACCGGAACCACUUAUAAUCUAAUAAAAUAGUGCCAAUAUAUGUCUAAAUAUUGUUUAAUGUUACAUUAAACAUAAAAAACAAACCGGUUGGAGAAUAAAACAUAUGUUAAAACACUAGAACGACUUUUUAAUGUAAAGCUAUUUUUGACAUGAAAUACAAAUACAUCAUUAACUUGCAUUGUUAAUAUUACUUUGGGUUGAUUAGCUGAUUGAGCGGGAUUCAACUUUGUUAAAGGAAAUAAGAAGGUUGUAUUUUUUGCGACGGAGCUGUAUAUAACUACAAGCAAGCUUGCGCUGAAUACAAUACAUGCAUCCAUAUUGAUAUAUAGACAAUCCCAGAAUCGAUAAUAUGGGCGCCGCCAUAUUGGCUAUUACGUAACCCGCGAUUGAAAACGGUACUGAAGAAUUUGACAGAUUACAACGUUAUCAUAGUGUACACCCGCUUUAUUCCAAUAAACAGUACUUUAUGACUUCGCACAGUAGGAUUGAAAAAAGUGAAACAUGAAACCAAGUGUCGAUACAUGUAUGUAUCACAUCGUAAAUCAAUAUAAUUUAAAUAAAAAAUAUACACGAUAGAUUCAUAAAAUAUGUGUCUCUGCAACAAUAUUCAGUGACAACACGUAAUGUUUAAGGCCGAGUUGGCAUUUAGAAGCAUACCUUUCAGUAAUGCAUUUGUAUAAAAUUUAAUUAUUUCUUUAAGGAAUAAAAUUAUUCAAGCAUAAUUGUAAAGGUAAAGAAAUAUCUAAAGUCUGAAGUAAACGUUGUGAUUUUAGCGUAAAUAGUGCCGGAGAUAUUAACAAAGAUCUGUCAAUAUAUAAAGAUUGGAAACAUCCAUUCAGACCGAUUUUUUUUUAUAGAUCUUUGAUAUUAAUUAGAUAGAUUUAAGGUCGAUGUAGACAAUUAUAUUGAUAUCUGCCUUUGUUUCAGCAUAUAUUAUUUCUUAUUAAAUGUCGUACUUUCUAUACUUUCCGGAGAUAUUCAUUAAGAUACGUUGUAAGAUUAAAGGCCGAGGACGACUUCUUUUAUUGAAUAAUACAUAUCUUUGUUUGUCUAAAGAGUUACCAUUUCGCUAUUAAUAUUUCCCUUGUAAGUGUCAUUUUAAAGGUAAUAUACAAAUCUAUAGCCGAAAUGAAGUUUGUGAUUCUAAAAUUGUUCCGUAAAUCUUUAUUAUCGAAACUCUGUAAGAUUUCAGGUAGAGAAAAAAAAAAAUUAAAAUUAUGUAUCUAGUUUAGUCUUAAACUAAAGUGGUUUUUAGCAAUCUUUUAUUUUAAAAAUCGCUCUCAAGCUAAUACAAAAAUAUCUAGCCGAAAAUGAAUUUUGUGAUUUAAAUGAACAAGUAACGGAGUUAUUCGCUUGCAAAACUGUGUAGGAUGUCAGGAGAUAUCAUACUUUUUUUAUUGAAAAGGACAUAUCAGCUUUUGUCUACAACUUUCUUAUAUUAUUAUUUAAAUUACGUUUUACAUGUUGCCUGAAAUAUGAUUAAAUUUUUAAUAAUAUUUUAAUUCACGAUUGAAAUGUUCAACAUGAUAAAAAAUGAGCCUUAAAUAAACUUAAAUAAUUCCUAUUGUGUUCUCUAGAUUUCCUAAACGUAUGUCUUUAUUAAAUUUUCGUAAAACGGUCUAAAUAUACGCUUAAAAAAUAAAAAAACGAACAAAAUAAGUGAUUUAUUUUUCUUUAAUUACGGAUUAUUAAUGACAGCAACAUACAUCUCUUGAAAAAAACAUCAGCGAUAAAGGCGCGAACGAAUUCGCUAAAUGGGAGGCGAUGUUCCAAUUGUGGAUUAAAAGCGUUUAUGGGUUUGCGCGUGACACCACACGUCUGCACAUGUGUAGAUACCGAAAUUAAGAUAAGAUAUCGCGCGUCACCUUUAAAUAACAUGUUAAAUGACAACCAAGAUCUUAUUCAUGCCAGGGACCUACACAAAUAGGUCCAUGUCCAUGCUGUGUUUUAUUACUCUUAAACGAAUGCAGAUGAACCUUAUUUCUACUAAUUAUGUCAUUUAUAUUUAAAAAAAAUAACACGAACUAUUAUGUGGUUGUCAGAUCGAUAACAGAAACUCUUUAAAUCCUCAAAUAUAUUUGAUAAAACCGUUUCGCUGCCUUGUUUUGCGUAGGGACCUAUACACACAUAUAUAUAUGUCCAUGUUUAUUUCUUCAGUACCGUUUUGGAGGCGCGCGAGAGUAUUCAGGGGCGGGUAAUCCGGGGAGGUAUCGAUUUCUGGGAUUGUCUAUAGUGCUGAAAAGAAUUGUUAUCUUUGUAGUGUAUUCUACUUAUAGCAAUUAUUGUUGUAAAUAGUCUCAGUAUAAAUUUGAUAACUGCAUUGCAACAUGUUUUGUUUGAUAUAGUAUUACAAUGUUUGAACACGUCGUAAAAGUAAAUUGACACUUGCUUUAA